AAACUCGCAGACAGUAUCACUCACAAGUUGAUAAAGUAAAGUAUCAAAACGUUAACGAUGUCUCGUAUUAGUUUCGUGUUGCUCGUAGUGGUCGGAGUGAUUCUCAGCAUAACUGCUGCUCAGAAUCCAAUACCAUGCCCAGAAAAUCAAGUAUAUAAGGAGUGCGGAACAGCAUGUCCACCUAAAUGCAAUGAGGACCCUAGUCAAGUCAUGUGCACAAUGCAAUGCGUUCCAGGAUGCUUCUGCAAAUCAGGAUUUCUGCUCAAUGCUGAGAACAACUGCGUGCAACCUGCACAGUGCUAAAAAUUAAUCAAUAUGUACUAUAUUCAAAUUGUAAUAUGUUCAUAAUGUUUAAUAUUUGAUCAAUAUUAAAGAUCACAUUUUUGUUUUACUGUUUCGAGAAAAUGCAUUAAAGAUGAUUAAAAAUUUUUAAAAAUUGUGGAAAUUAUA
Nylanderia fulva is the source of this 450-nucleotide messenger RNA. Its product is annotated as chymotrypsin inhibitor. NCBI's taxonomy places the organism in Eukaryota, Metazoa, Arthropoda, Insecta, Hymenoptera, Formicidae. The record is from RefSeq and is a predicted model, not a curated record.